Klebsormidium nitens is the source of this 1681-nucleotide messenger RNA. NCBI's taxonomy places the organism in Eukaryota, Viridiplantae, Streptophyta, Klebsormidiophyceae, Klebsormidiales, Klebsormidiaceae. The record is from the annotation of a GenBank genome assembly.
ACUGACAACCUUUCACGGCUUGUAAAGCAUGGCGGGUCAACGUCGUCUUCAGAGAAGUCGAGUUUGCUGCAAUUCCUGCUUUGCGUGGAUUCGUGCUUGGCGCCUGACAAUCCGCCUCCGUAGCCUGUGGGGUCGCAACACAUGGGGGGCAGCCAUCAUAGCAGCACUUUGCUAUCAUCCUUUGCCGCACGGAAUGCUCUUUCACAAAAGGAAGGUGUUGGGGUCAGGCGUCCUUCAGGGCCCAGGGCGAGGUGGUAGAAGAAGUGAUUGCUGCAAAAAGCACAUCUUUGCAACACUUGUUGCAAAUCACCGAGGUCGCAUCAAAGUUGUGUUGAAAAAUUUGCUGUCCUUAUUCCGCUGGGGUUCAAGGAAGCAGGCAUCUCGUGUCAGAGCCGGUUGCUUCAAGGAAUAGUUGUUGUGUCCCAGUUUCGUUGGUAAUCCUGUGAAGGUGGGCCAUCGCAGUGUGGAGGGGUGGCAGCAGAGAGGAAUCUGUGAGGCCGAGUGUAAGGCCAGGGAAUGAGGAUGGCCGGGAAUAGCGCUGGAUCAGCAUGUGCUGCAUGCAAAUUUCUUCGCAGGAAAUGCACUGCACAGUGCUUGUUUGCUCCAUAUUUUCCCCCCGAUCAACCACAGAAGUUCGCAAAUGUCCACAAGAUCUUUGGUGUGGCCAACAUCACGAAGCUGCUGUCCGAACUGCCCCUCCAUCAACGAGAAGACGCUGUCAACAGCCUGGCAUACGAGGCUGACGCGCGUGUCAAAGAUCCCGUGUAUGGCUGCGUUGGGGCCAUAUCAGUCCUUCAGCAGCAGGUUGCCCAGCUCUCUGCUGACCUCGCUAUCGCCAACGCAGAGCUGGCCAGAUACCAACAACGCGGCCCUGCGCAGGGGGGGCUACAACAACAAGCGGGGCCUUCGGAUCCGCUUGCGUUUGCCACGCUGGCGGGAACCAUGGCUGCGCUUGGGGGCAUGCAGGGGCAAGGGGGUUCAGUAGGACCACUCCAACGACCUCCACACGGACGGCAGAGCUGAUAGCAGGAGCAACCCUGAGGGAUACGGUGUUGAUGAGCCACAGCAGCCCGCCAUCCAAAGGGUUUCAUCACUGUAGACUAGGCAGGAAGGGUAGCAUAGGUGCUAAUCUUUAGGUGGAGUCAGCAGCAGCCUAAAAGAACUUGCCAAGGCGGGGUUGUUUUCUGCUCCAGUCAUGCAUAUAUGUGGAUAUUAUUCCACUCUUUGUAUAAGAGGACGGCAAGCAGAUGAUCCGGUAGACAUCCUAUAAGCUUGAUGGAUCGAGCUGGGGCUGCAAGGGAGCGGGAAUUGUUGGAUCUCUGUACCCUGCGGUGAGUGUGCAUAAGGACGACAAUAGCUGCGACAGAGAGAUAGAAGCAAUGCUGGCUUUUCAUGGCUUAGACGGACGUUCGUAACAGCUUUCAUUAGCUUUGUCUGGUCCGGCCAAGUUAUUUCUAGACUGAGAUGAAGACGGGUACGAGCUUCAAGGCACAACAAACAUCAGCUCGGUUCAUAAAUGGGGCCAGUUUGUUGGCGCAGAUGGCAACGCAGAGAAGCUAAGUUCUCCAUCAGAAGCAUUGCAAGAUUGGACUAUGCUCGCUGGGUCUCUCUUUAUUUGGAUCUUUUGUGAGCGGGCAAACUGUAGUUUCAAGAGUAGCUAUAUCAAUAUUAAAGCAGGUAA